Neltuma alba is the source of this 1584-nucleotide messenger RNA. Its product is annotated as TMV resistance protein N-like. The record is from RefSeq and is a predicted model, not a curated record. NCBI's taxonomy places the organism in Eukaryota, Viridiplantae, Streptophyta, Magnoliopsida, Fabales, Fabaceae. Bases 1 to 1584 code for a protein of 527 amino acids. The transcript has 3 exons. Gene Ontology annotation, molecular function: ADP binding. Gene Ontology annotation, biological process: defense response; signal transduction.
AUGGCGACUCAAGUUGAAACAACAUCAUCCUUUGGCUCCAAUAACAAAACCAAGUAUAGAUAUGAUGUUUUUCUGAGUUUUAGAGGUGAAGAUACUCGCCGCACCUUCACUGUGCCUUUCUACAAUGCUUUGCGAUGUAAGGGAAUCAAUGCCUUCAUUGACGACAGGAAACUUGGCAAAGGGGAAGAGAUCUCACCUACGCUUCUUAGAGCCAUUGAGAGAUCGAGAAUUUCCUUCAUUGUGUUCUCUAGGAACUAUGCUACUUCCACAUGGUGCCUAGAGGAACUCGCCCAUAUCAUUUGGUGUCAGAAGCAGAAGAACCAGCUGGUUAUGCCCAUCUUUUACAAGGUGGAUCCGUUGGAUGUUCAGUAUCAGAAAAAUAGCUUUCAGGAAGCCAUGGCUGCUCUUGAAGAUAGGUUCAGAGAUGACUUGGAGAAAGUGCGCAAAUGGAGAUCUGCUUUGUUUGAAGCUGCUAGCUUAUCACCAGCAUGGCUUUUCGAAGAAGAUGGAUACGACGAAGGUGGAUUUAUUGAAGGUAUUGCUGAAGAUGCAUACGCUAGGCUACCUCCUAAACGCUUCCAUGACGUUGAUUACAUCGUUGGACUUGAGCCUUGUAUAGAAGAAGUCAUGUCACUUUUGGAUGAGUCUGAUAAUAGUGUUUCUAUGUUGGGGAUUCAUGGAGCUGGUGGAAUUGGCAAAACAACCCUUGCAAAAGCCAUCUAUAACUCAAUCUUCUUCUAUUUUGAAGGUGCUUGUUUUUUAUUUGAUGUCAGAGAAGCGUCAAAGAAAUAUCAGGGUGUUGUCCGCCUUCAACAAACACUUCUAUCAGAAGUUCUUGAGGAAAAGAAGAUGAAGUUUGGUAGUGUUGAUGAAGGAAUAUCAAAAAUAAAGCAUAGACUCUCUCACAAAAAGAUUUUGUUGAUUCUUGAUGACGUUGAAGAAGUUGAACAGUUAGAACAACUUGCAGGAGGGGCUGAUUGGUUUGUUUGUGGAAGCAAGAUCAUCAUAACAACAAGAAACAAGCAAUUGCUAGUUGCACACGAUCUUAAAAAAACAUAUGAAAUGAAAGAGCUGAAUGAGCAUGACUCUCUUAAACUGUUUUGUUGGCAUGCCUUUCGAAUGAGCCACCCUCCAAAAAGCUACAAAAGUAUGUCAAUUGGUGUUACAGAUUAUGUACGUGGCCUUCCUUUGGCCUUAAAAUUGAUAGGCUCCAAUUUGAGACGUAGAAAAUUAGCGGAAUGGAGAUAUACACUACAACAAUAUAACCAAAUCACUGGAAGAACAAUACAUGAGAUAUUGAAAAUAAGCUGUGAUUGCUUACAAGAGGGUGCUAAGCGUAUUUUUCUGGACAUUGCUUUUUUCUUUAAAGAGGAGAAUUUGGAAUAUGUUGAAGACAUACUAGGAGCUUGUAAUUACGGGCCAAGGUUUUAUAUUGAAGUUCUUGUUGAUAAAUCUCUAAUAAGUGUUGCUGAUAAUGGUCGCUUGCACAUGCAUGAUCUAAUACAACAAAUGGCUAGAGAGAUUGUUAAGCAAGAGGAAUACGGCCUCACACACUAUGCAACUUGGUCCGCCGCGGAUUACUGA